Messenger RNA from Diplodia corticola, 1488 nucleotides. RefSeq lists its product as uncharacterized. Bases 1 to 1488 code for a protein of 495 amino acids. Lineage: Eukaryota; Fungi; Ascomycota; Dothideomycetes; Botryosphaeriales; Botryosphaeriaceae. The record is from RefSeq and is a predicted model, not a curated record. The transcript has a single exon.
AUGUUACGCCCGCAUCCUCACCGACACAACGCUAACCCGCACCGCAUCACAGAGCUCAAGACGCAUCCGCUCUCCUCCUAUACCGCUCUCCCUUCAGACCAAACCAGCCAGAACACCCGCCAGCGCAACACCAAACUCGCGAAAAUGAAGGGUAAUAUGGUUAUCUUUCUGGCACUCGUCGGCAGCAUAGUUGCCGCUAUCGCUGCCUGGUAUGGCCUCAAGGCCUACAUCAUGCGCGCUGGAGCCUACGAUCGCCGUCACCCCACACAGCGUGCCUUCGUACGCGCCCGCCGCGGCCGCCGCCGCUACUUUAUCUUUGGCGAACGCCUCCCACCCAAGCCGAGCCUCCGCAUGCGCGCCUUGCAGCAGCGUGACGAAGAGAGAGCACUCGAGGACAAUAUAUCCAUCAACGCGAGCGCCGGAUCCGACGGCGAGGACGAGCGCGGCAUAGCCAAGUCCUACAACAUCUCUGCCAUCGACGGCUCUGCCUCUCUUGCUACCACCACCGCUGGCGCUCCCGCUUCUGCCACUUCCACCGCCGCUCACUCCGCCAAACGCGGUGCCAGCAGCCGCGCCGAGCGCUACGCCCGCUCCGUCCGCUCCGGAAAAUCCAACGCCACCACGGGCGCCACGUCGUCUGCCACCGGCCUCUCAGGACAGCAGCAGUCCAACACCACCAGCGCCGCUGCAGCCUCCACCACGGCCAACACUGCCCGCACGACCACCAGCGCCGCCGCUGCCAACGAUGACGACGCCGACAGUAUCAUCCCCGCCACCACCGCCGUCAUCGACCACGCCCUGCCCAACGGCCGCAACGCCGUCCGCCGCCCCCCGGGCGCGCGCGUCGUCCACGGCCCGCGCGGCACCGGCCUGCGCUUCAAGAUCGCCAGGCCCAAGAUGCCGUUGUCGAACGGCGGCGGUGCUGGCAGCAACAACGCUGCUGCUGCCGCCACGGCCGUCAAGAGCGCUGACAUGGGCGCUGCUCCCGCUGGCGACGCCGAGGACGCCGCUCCGGCUGCCGCUGCGGAGACUGCUGCUGCUACUGCGGGUGAGGCUGCUGCUCCCGCUAAUGCUGCUGCGGCUGAGGGUGCUGCUGAUGCUCCUGCUGGGGUCACGGAGCUGGCUGCUGACGGCUCUGUCUGCGCUGCUGCUGCUCCGGCCAUCAACGGCGGCGCUGGCAAUGGCAAUGGCAACGGCAUCAACGCCAACGCCAACUCCAACGGCAUCAACAACGCCAACGGCAGUAACGAGGCCCACGUCCCCGCCUCCUUCACCUACCCCGCCAACGGCAACAUCACCAACACCGGCACUGGCGCUGGCACCGGCUACGGCGCCCCCGCGGACAUCACCGUUGCGCCCUUCCCCGGCGACGACGUCUUCAAGCUCGACAACGAAGCGCCCGCCAAUUCCUUUCUUGCGCACGCUGUGGGAACUGGCGCCGGCGCCGGCGAGAAGCAGCAGCAGGGCGGCCAAGGCCAAGGCAAGUAA